Molecule: messenger RNA, 2990 nt
Organism: Homalodisca vitripennis (glassy-winged sharpshooter)
Lineage: Eukaryota; Metazoa; Arthropoda; Insecta; Hemiptera; Cicadellidae
Product: probable cytochrome P450 6a14
Exons: 5
Coding region: 44-1663 (539 amino acids)
Molecular function (GO): oxidoreductase activity, acting on paired donors, with incorporation or reduction of molecular oxygen; iron ion binding; heme binding
Source: RefSeq, a predicted model, not a curated record
CUGUUCACUGAAGAAUGACACAGCAGUAACCUAGCCAGAGUUUAUGCUGGAAUGGGAGCUCUUAAUCCUCACUCCUCAGUCUCUUGCAGACCACCAAGGAGAUAAGGUGGACACAAUGGAAUGGAGCUUCGAGUCUGUGUUGGUCCAGGGAACCCUGGCUCUAGCAAUGCUUCUGGGCCUCCUCUACUCCUACAUUACCCGUCUGUAUGACUACUGGAGCAAACGAGACAUACCCCACCUUGAGCCUUCCUUCCCUUUUGGAAACAUCAAGGACCUGAUCUUUGCCAAGAUUGACAUUGGCCGGUUCUAUGAGAGGUUUUACAAGAAGUUCAAGGGCCAUAAAUACGGAGGAAUCUAUGAACUCAGGAGACCAACCCUGAUCCUGACCGAUCUGGACAUGGUGAAACAAGUGGUCACUAAAGACUUCAUAUUCUUCGUUGAUCGCGCUUUACCCCCAAAAUCAUCUCAUGAUGUCCUCGCCAACAAUCUUUUUGCCAUGGAAGGACAAGAGUGGAAAGACAUGAGAACUAAGUUGACACCAGCAUAUUCCUCUGGAAAGAUGAAACUCAUGUAUACACUCAUUGAGGUGUGCUCGGAACAGUUGAGACAACACUUGGAACCUUUGGCUGCAAAGAACGAAGUAAUUGACAUUAAAGAGUUGAUGUCUCGAUUUACCAUUGACAUUAUAGCGUCUUGUGCAUUUGGACUGGAAGUUAAUACUUUGGCAGAUUCCAACACAGACUUUUAUGAAGUUAGUCAAUUGAUUUUCAAACAAUCUAAAAGCUUUUUUCUAAAGCGGUUUUUUAUGUCAACAUUUCCUCGACUAGCCAAUCUACUCAGAAUGUCUCUUAUUGACUCAAGAGUUAAUGAUUUCAUCAUGACCUUAGUGAAUACAACGGUUGGUUACAGAGAGAAAAAUGGUGUUAACCGUAAUGACUUCAUGGACCUUCUGAUAAAAGUGAAAAAUAAUGCUUCUUUGGAUGAAAAGCUGACCAGUAAAGGAUGUAACUCUAUAACAAACAAUCUAACACUGAAAGAGAUGGCUGCUCAAGCAUUUGUGUUCUUUGCUGCUGGCUUUGAGACUGCAGCAUCAACCACAACGUUUGUACUCUAUGAACUUGCCCGGAACCCUGACAUCCAACAGAAGUUGAGACAUGAGAUAGACGAGACCAUGGAGAAGUACGGAGGGAAGAUUACCUACCAGGCAAUGCAGGAAAUGCCAUAUAUGGAACAGGUCCUUAAUGAAACACUUCGAAUGCAUGGGUCAGCACCAAUUUUGGUCCGGAAAUGUACUGAACCUUAUAAGAUUCCAGACACUGACAUAAUUUUAGAUAAGAAUGUGAAGAUUGUCAUUCCUUCAUAUGCAAUCCAUCAUGAUCCAGAGAUUUACCCAAAACCUUUUGAGUUUGAUCCAGAGAGAUUUACAGAAGAAAACGUUAAAAGUCGACAUAAUUAUUCCUUCUUACCAUUUGGAGAAGGACCUAGAAUGUGUAUUGGAAUGAGAUUUGGUAAGAUGCAGGUGAAGGCUGGAUUGUGUACAAUAAUCGCAAACUUCGAGUUGAGUCUCACACCUGAAACUCCAGACCCCGUGGAGAUUUCCCCGAACACUGUAGUCACUACUCCGGUUCACCCAAUCAGGUUGAAGAUUAUGAAGAGAACCUGAGCUCAUUUAGUUUAUUAGUUUGCUUUUAAGACUAAUUUAAUUUUUGGUUUUAACUAGGACUUUGGCAUUUUGCCUACCUGUUUUCCUUAAAUGAUGCUCAGAUUUUGAUACGCAAGGAGUUAGAUUGCAAAUCAAGCUAGUGAUUAGAAUUUAAACUACUUAAGGACAUACAAAAUUUCUUUUUAUUAUUAUUUACUUUACUGUUUAUGAAUAUUCCUUAAUUCUAUAAUCAGGUGACCAAAUAAUGAAAUUAGUUGAGUUCAUAGUUUAAUUUUCAAAUACUUCAGUCUGUUCAAUAGCUUGUACGCCAAAUUGGAACAACACAAUAGUUCUUUUCAGGCUGACAAGGUACCAGGUACAGCAAAAACUGUGAUGUACCUACUUACAUCUGGGCAACCCCGUGGAUGCCCAGAAUGGCACAUUACUGACCACAAAGGUCUUCCCCAGGAGUGGGUACAGCAAAAACCGAUGUGUCACUUAAAUCUGGACAACCUUAUGGGUGUCCAGGAGUAGCACAUCACUAACUACAAAUGUUGAGAUUCUGGAGCACAAGGGUAAUUUGAUAGGUCUAGUCUACUGUGGAAGAUGACUGUUAGAAUGGACGGUGCUUCCUUAGUGUAAUAGAACUAGCCUCAUCUUUUUCCAAAGUGAGAUGACUGAGAUCUAGAGCCCUCUAUCUCUCCUCUCAACAGAAGAUAGCUUCCACCACCAAUAAAUUUUAAGGGGUUUCUUUAAAAAAUGGGGAGGGGAGGCUUGAGCUACCUGAACUCAUCUUAUAAAUGCCCAUGUUCUGAAUUAACCUAAUAUUUUAUAGUUCCUAAGUCUCCUAAUACUGAAUAAUAUAUGUUUGUUAAAUUUAUUUUAUUUUUUUCAACAGCUGCACGUUUUGGUAAAUUUGGUAUAGUCAAAUGUGAUAUUUAUUUCAAUCAGUAUUAUUAUGGUAGUGUUAGUAAAUAUGAUUAUGUUGUAAGUAAAUAAGGUAUAACAGUUAGAUAUAAUAAAGAAUUGUUGUGUUAUAUAUGAAAUUGCACAAAAAGAAGUUGUAAACAUAGGGUACAUGUAUAGAUUUCGAUUUUAGUACAUAUAAUGUGUACAUUAGAUUUAUAUUGUAAGUUAAGUAAGGGUUAUAACAUUUAGAUUUUGCUAUCUACAACUUAAAACAAUAUGUUAAAUACUUAGAUUUAAGUUUAAAAUUCAAAUGAAAAAAUAAUGAAUGGAAAAAAAUGGUUGGUGGCGAAGUCUUGUGCUUAUUUAAUAUGAUUCUUUUAUUUUGUUAACAUAUUGUUUUGGACCAAUAAUACAAUAAAAAAAUCUCAUGUUUCACUGA